AUGGCAGCAAUAAUAUUGCAAUGCAUCCUAUCACUUGGCUUCUUCCUUGCUUGCGUUUGCGUUAAUGCCGCAGGGAAAUCAAAUGGCUUGACCAUGGAACUCAUCCAUGUCGACUCCCCGGCAUCACCUCUCUAUCCGGGCAAUAUUUCUUAUGAAGAAGAAAUCCAAAGACUCAUAGAUCGAUCCAUUGCCCGAGCUCAACACCUUCAUUACACCUUAGCAUCCCUCGGCAACAAUAAUGUGUCACAAACUAUAAUCAACCCUCUUGACAUUCGUCCGAAACUCGAAUUUCACCCUUACGGCUCCUACCUUGUACAAGUUGGGAUUGGGACUUUUGAUGCACCUUUCCCGGCAAGGUCAUUCAAUACAUACUACUUGUACACCGACACUGGAAGCACCCUCACAUGGGCGCUGUGCGAGGAUUGUCUCAAGCCUGGAAACAAAUGCUUUCAAACCAAAGAACCCCCUUUCCCUAACAGCAAGUCCAAAUCUUAUGUUGCUCUCUGUUGCAAUCAAAACCCGUUUUGCAAGACAGGCCAAUGCACCGGUCCUUACUGCUCCCAGCACGAUGAGUACAUGGGCGGCACCGUUGUCAAUUCUAUUCUUUCAGCUGAAGAUUUCAACUUUUUGUCAAGCAGUGGGCAGCCACUGAUGAUUCCAGGCGUAGUGUUUGGUUGUGCUUAUGACGCCAGGAAAAUCAGUUUUGGAAGGCUGGAAGAGUUCAAGGUUGCAGGAAUAUUGGGUUUGGGAUAUGCUCCGAUUUCCUUUCCACUGCAACAAUCCUAUCAAACUGGUAAAGUAUUCUCAAUGUGCCUAACACGCCGAAGAGAGAUCCAAACAUAUCUCAGAUUUGGUAAGGACGUCCCCACACCACCAGGUGGUCUGCGUGUCACCAAAUUAGUGUUGUUCAAAGACAUACCAUAUUACUACGUCAAUCUGUUGGGCAUAAGUGUGCAUGGACAACAGCUUCUCAUAGACCCAAAUGUGUUUGCUGUACGAAAUCAGGGCACAAGUGGCGGCUGCUUCAUGGACAAUGGUAGCUCAUUUACUUUUCUCAUCAGGCCUGCUUUUAAUGCUGUGGUUCAGUUUCUGGGGAUGUAUUUCAUGCGCUUUCCUCGCUUUUUAAGGGGUGGUAGGCCUCUUGGCCCCCCUUUUGAAUUUUGCUACAAAUGGAUGACGCCGUUGCCACCUCUGCCUACUUUGACAUUUCACUUUGAAAAUGCUGACCUUGUGAUCAACCCAGAGGACUUAUUCAUAAAGUCGAAUGCUGCUCAGCAGGGGAACUAUCUCUUAUGUUUGGCCUUCAUCGCCGACGAUGCUCGUACUAUUCUUGGAUCAGUGCACCAAUCCAAUUACUUAUUCAUAUAUGACCUUAACCAGAAGCUGUUGAAGUUUGCUCCUGAGGAUUGUUCUAAGAAUUCUUGA
Molecule: messenger RNA, 1425 nt
Organism: Prunus mume (Japanese apricot)
Lineage: Eukaryota; Viridiplantae; Streptophyta; Magnoliopsida; Rosales; Rosaceae
Product: aspartic proteinase nepenthesin-1-like
Cellular component (GO): extracellular region
Source: RefSeq, a predicted model, not a curated record